AUGGGUCCUACCCCCCAUCUAUGGGUCUCAACCAGAACCUAUGAGUCUGCCCCACACAUCUGUGGGUCUGCCCCCCAGGUGCGCAGCCGGGCCGACGGCCACCUCUACGCCCUCAAACGGAGCCGUCGGCGUUUCCGGGGCCCCACGGAUCGGGAGCGACUCCUGGAGGAAGUGACCCAUAUGCGGCGUGUGGGGCAGCACCCCCACAUCCUACCCCUUCUGUGGGGCUGGGAGCAGCGAGGCCGCCUCUACCUUCUCACCCACUUCUGCCCCUGGGGGUCGCUGGGGGAGCUGUGGGGCAGACUUGGGGGGCAGGGGAUGGGGGAAUGGCGCUUGUGGGGCUACUUGUGGGACCUGCUGCUGGCCCUGCGGCACCUCCACGCCUGCCCCAUAGCGCACCUGGACCUCAAACCCGCCAACAUCCUCCUGACCCACGGUGGCUGCCGCCUGGCCGACUUCGGCACCGCUGUUGCCCCACGGCUGCCCUAUAGCAGCCCACAAGUGCCCCACAUUGACCCGUGGCCAACCCAGGGUGACCCACGACUGACCUGCACUGCCCCACAGAUGACCUGCAGCGACCCACAGCCGACCCAUGGCACUGCCAGUGCCCCAGAGCUGACCCAUAGCGACCCACAGCUGCCUCACACUGCCUCACAACCUACCUACACUGCCCCACAGCUGAGCCACGGUGCCUCACAGCCACCCCACACCUUCCAGCUCCGCAAUUAUGGGGCCGGUGACGCCCGUUAUGCGGCCCCUGAGGCACUUAUGGGGCAGGGGGGACCCCCCUCUGACAUCUUCAGCUUGGCCUUGACCAUCCUGGAGUUGGGGGGCAGCCAGCGUCUGCCGCCGUGGGGUGAGGGGUGGCAGGAGCUGCGGCGUGGGGGGCUGCCCCAGAGCGCAGCGCCAGGGCUGUCGGAGGAGCUGCGGAGGGUCCUGGGGGCCAUGAUGGAGCUGGACCCACAGCGUCGCCCCACGGCGGCUGAGCUGCUGACCUGGGGAGCAGUGAGAAGGGCUGGACGCUGGAGGGUCCUGACCCGUUGGGCCGACGCGGGGCUGCGCGGGAUGGAGGCCCUGGGGGAGGCAUUCCGGCUGGCCCUUUGGCGGCUAUGGGGCACGCUAUGGGGCACGUUAUGGGGCCCAGCCACCCCUCCCAGUUCCCCCCUACCCCACACACCCCACAGUAGCUCGGAGGAGGAGGACGACGACAAAGAUUCACAGAGGUCGCCCAGCCCCAUGGUGGGGCUGCGACGGGCCCUGACCUUCGAGGAGGAGGAAGAGGAGCCGCCCCAUGUCCUCCCCCAAUAAAGCUUAGUUACGGGUCUGAGCCCCACAUCUGCCCCCCAA
Messenger RNA from Calidris pugnax (ruff), 1347 nucleotides. It is a transcript of the gene PKMYT1, whose product is annotated as protein kinase, membrane associated tyrosine/threonine 1. Lineage: Eukaryota; Metazoa; Chordata; Aves; Charadriiformes; Scolopacidae. Gene Ontology annotation, molecular function: ATP binding; protein kinase activity. The coding region runs from base 1 to 1308 and encodes 435 amino acids. The transcript has 4 exons. Gene Ontology annotation, biological process: protein phosphorylation. The record is from RefSeq and is a predicted model, not a curated record.